Messenger RNA from Nomascus leucogenys (northern white-cheeked gibbon), 1062 nucleotides. RefSeq names its product quinone oxidoreductase-like protein 2. NCBI's taxonomy places the organism in Eukaryota, Metazoa, Chordata, Mammalia, Primates, Hylobatidae. Gene Ontology annotation, cellular component: mitochondrion. Gene Ontology annotation, molecular function: oxidoreductase activity. The record is from RefSeq and is a predicted model, not a curated record.
AUGGAGAGGGCCCAGCACUGUGGAGCAGAACAGGACAAGAGUGUACAAAAAUUGAGUGAGAGACUCAGGAAUCCAACAGGAAAGUUAGAAAAAGGGAGUAAUGAUGGUGAAAAGGUUUAUGGCAAAACCGUUGACCUUUCACACUGCCCUCAAAGGAGCCCUUCUGCCAAGGUUCGUGGCUACAUCUUUCAACCACACACACUCAGGAAUCAGUGGGCCGCCUUUUUCUCUGCUGAUCUCUUCCUGGGACUUCCAGACACAGAGCCCUCAGUAGGAGCUGCUGCUUCCAAGAAGCGGUGCUCUGCAGACAGUGCCUCCCUAGGGCGUGGGUCUCCAGGAGAGCAGGACAGGGCAGCGGCCGGCACUAUCGGGCAGUGGCCGGCACUACCGUGCCGCGAUUUGCGCAGAGCUGAAGUAGUCCCUGACUAUCGAAGAGGUGGCCCCCGCCCCGUUGGGCCUCACGAGGACCUGUGGCAGAUUCCAGAAAAGGUCUCCCUACAAGAAGCUGCUGUCCUCCGUAUAACUUACGGCACUGCGAUUUUUGCUCUUGAGCAUCGGGCCCGUACCCAGCCUGGAGAAAUUGUUUUAGUGACGGCAGCAGCUGGAGCCACAGGCCUUGCGGUGAUGUGGCAACAAAUUUCUUCAGGCCAAGGUAAUAUAGCUGCUGCUGGAAGUGACGAGAAGUUCAGGCUGGCGAUGCAGAGGGGUGCGCAGUCCAGCGUGAACUACAGUCAGGGCAGCCUGAAGGAUGCAGUGAGGAAGCUCCUGGCAUGUGAGGGCAGGAUUGUGGUAGUGGGAUUUGCUGGAGGAAACAUUCCUUCUGUACCAGCCAACCUUCUGCGCCUGAAGAAUAUCUCUGCUAGGGGCCUGUACUUUGGUCAAUACAAAGAAAUGAACUUUCCCGUCUUCUCCAAGAGCCUAUCUUCAGUGCUUCAGUACUGCCAGCAAGGGCGCAUCCAACCAUAUGUAGGAAUGGUUUUCAAGCUGGAUGAGGUCAAUGAUGCUUUCCUUCAUGUGAUACAGGGGAAAUCCAUGGGCAAGGUUCUUCUCGCUCUUAAAUAA